GAUACUGUGAAACUGGCCCCUGAUACCGCGCUCGUGUGCAUGCUAAACACGUCACGCCAUUCGUUCUCAUCCCAACGUCUUUCUGUCAUUUAUCCGAGAUAAAGUCUUGAGUGAAGAUAAUUCAUUUCCAUACGUCAGAAAAUUGGUUGGAUACUACAGUGAGCUAUUCUUAUCUCACAAGAUGAACAGUACAUUCAACUUCCUGUUUUUCUCUAUAAUCAAUAUGGUUUGUGGGUAAGGCCACAAAGCAAAAAGCACCUUUGUCAUAACCAUUUGUACUUGUAGUCUCUCUUUCACACACACACAAACACACACACACAAACAGUGCCGAUGCUGAUUCAUAUUGAGAAAAGGAACUGACAGCAUUUUGUAGUUUCCUGCCAAGUGUGCAGAAAGUCUGGGUCAGGUUCAUGCACACACACACACACACAAACACGCAUGCACACAAACAGAAACACACACGACGCAUCCGUACACCCCCGCGCACGCGCCUCUCGAUUACAUCUUUCUCGAUUGACAGUCGUGACGGAGGCCAGUGGAAAAGAAAAAAGUCAUUACCCACUGUCCGUCCCUCUAGAUUUCCAAUCUCCACAAACAAGCGGUUUUCCUGGGUCCCCAAGGAUUCUUAUAUAAAGGUGAAUCUCUACCUGUUGACAGUAUGAAGGACAAACAAAGCUGCAAUAGAGAAAGCAAAGAGCUGAAAGAUGAAGACAUCUAUUUGCAUUCUGUUCGCAGUGACGUGUUUGGUCGUAGCGACGGCUGAAGAUUCUCCGACCGUCCUGACGCUCAAUAAAGUUAUGUUUGAACUCAAGAAGAUAAAGGAAUGGAGCAAAGGACAGGACAAUAAUACACCGAUCCACUCGCCUACUGUCAAUGAUAUAGAGGACUGCUGUAUUGCAUCUGCUCUCGAAUGUUUUCAAUCCAAAUGGAUUGAAUUCCCUGUCAAUGACAAGCUGAAGAAAUCACAGAUAACAAUCAAAAGGAAUCUAGGAAAAACAUUCAUUGUUAAGAGUGUGUCCAGUUGCAGUCCAGAAGAGACAAAGAAAGCCAAGUGCAAAACGUGUGACUCGUACCCCCUGGUUCACAGACAUAAGUUUUUAGAGAACUUUCACACUCUCCUGCAAAAGAUCUUCGUCAGACUGCAAUAGAGAUGAGUACAGUGAGAAAGUGUACAUGACACUACCACAGCAGAGUCCCCCAACUGCGCCGCUGCUCUAAGAUCCUGCCUUUCUAUUUAUUACUUAUUUAUUGAACAUUUUCGUGUUUAUUUUGAGAUCCGUUGCAUUUUCGUGUUUUAUUAAGAGAUCUGUUUUAGGACAGCUGGCUGAACAGUAUAAUGCAGAUGUUUGUACGUUAACUUAAACGGCUUCAAUUUUGUCGAAUGAGAAGUUUGUCGCACCACCUUGUGUUGAGAUCAUCAAACUGCUGUUUUAAUAAUGUGACUGUUCCUGGAAAGAAACUGUAGGGUGGUUUCCCUACUGAAGAUUAAGAUAAAAGAUAAAAAGUGCUUUUUAGAUGAUAUGUGACCCUUUCUGUGAAAUCCAGGCUAAAGUCUCAUAAUCCAAUGCAUCAAAGCUUGAUUUCGCAUUAAUCUUACUCAGUCAAUAUUCUGAGUAUAUAAUAUCAAGGUUAUAUUUUCACAGAAUGUUGCAGGAUAAUUUUAAGUAAAAAACUGUAAAUCACAAAAAAAAGACUUUAGCUGGGUUUUCACAGGCUGGGUCACUAUUUUCACGGUGAUGUAUCUUGACAAUACAUUUUAUUUUUAAUGUCUGUCAGGAAAGGCACUUUUAUAGAUCAGAUAAACACUGAUAUCUCACAUUGAGAUGUAUGUAUUGU
Molecule: messenger RNA, 1836 nt
Organism: Misgurnus anguillicaudatus (oriental weatherfish)
Lineage: Eukaryota; Metazoa; Chordata; Actinopteri; Cypriniformes; Cobitidae
Gene: il21
Product: interleukin 21
Biological process (GO): immune response
Cellular component (GO): extracellular region
Molecular function (GO): cytokine receptor binding
Source: RefSeq, a predicted model, not a curated record